AUGCAGCACAUAAACCUGGCACGGCUAUGGCAUGAAAGGACAUCCACUGAAUUGGACAGCGACGAUGAGACAGAACUGGUGGUCAGAGAUGUGGUGAAGGACCUGGUCGAUCGGGAGAACAGUACUGGGACAAGCAGCGCCACAGCCCCGAUUUCCAUCCGGUCAGCAAGCCUGAGAAGCGAGGAAGAAGAGUUGUUUCACACCCCAGAUCAAUCCAUUCUAUCGGAACAUGAAUCUGAACGAUAUUUCUCCCCGGAAAAGGAGUGGCGACGGAAAAACACAGAGAAAGAGGAUCGGGUCCACGAAGGCCUCCAAAGUGCGCUUCAAACUAAAGAAUUCUACUCGUCGGAACCAUCCACCUCAGCACCGACGACGCCGGCGAAACGUGACCAACACCUGAACAGCUCGAUCUCGGAGGAAGAUAGUGAGGAUGAGGGCUACUUUGAGUCGAGGCACACCAGCGCGGAUAGUCUACCGCAGCCACAACCUGUCUACGACACGAAAGCCAUCUGGGUGCACCGCCUGCCCGGCAACUAUGACACUCAAGCCGUGGCCGAGCGCCUCCGAAUCCGUGAGGACGAGAUUGUGUUCGACCAUACAGAACCUCAGAUUGUGCUCCGCUACGAUCCCUACGACGAUCGCAUCAGCGCCCUCAUCUACUUUUUGCAUCAAAAUGUUGCCAAAGAGUUCCACGCCGGCUGGCACAACCAAAUGUUGGACGGGAAAAUCCUUGAAACGGCCUACCGGAAGUGC
Molecule: messenger RNA, 753 nt
Organism: Mesorhabditis spiculigera
Lineage: Eukaryota; Metazoa; Nematoda; Chromadorea; Rhabditida; Rhabditidae
Source: the annotation of a GenBank genome assembly